GGGGGGGGUAUCUGUGAAAAUAAUAUCAGGCUUUUCCGUCAGAAUGAACUUUACUACUGUAUCCAGCCAUGAAAUAAUCUGACCCGACACUUCAAACCAUCUGCGCUAUCUAUCCGCCCUCUUAUUUACUAAAUCAGCCUGCGCACAAAACGGAGUGUGUCUGAUAGCCCACUAAAAAACCCGAGGAGCCUGCCGGGGCCGUCAUAAUCCCACACACACACACACACACACACACACACCCACACACACACACACACACACACACACACACACACAUUCCUCCUCUGUUGUGUUUUUUGCGCAUCACAAACUGAACGCUGUCGACACUGAUGGAGGAAAAUAAAGAAAACAUCGAUUAUAUACAGGAAGUCUGUUUUCUGAUUUAUGUAACAAACACAAAAAUGUAGCUAGAAAUGUAAAUAUUGGAGAGACGUAGAUUAAAAACAGGAAACAAAAAAAUUUGAUGGGAUUAUUGUGAAAUGGGGGAAUCUAACCAAUGCGUAAAGAAUACAAAUUAAACACCGAGCUUAAUGAUGCGCAAGGCUGCGUUAUGAAUCCCAGUGAUCACCCUCACAGCCACAGGCUCUGGAUGAACAUGAUAUUGUCUGUUUCAUUCCUCACUCUGACAUUAUCUUUUUUCUUCUUCUUUUUUUUAACCUUGGGGGCAGCAGGGCCGUUUGUUUUCUGCGCAGUUGUGUCAUUUCGCUGCGUAAAGCCGCCUUAACGCGCUCCAACGUUAAACCGGGCUGUGCGUCUGUCCGCAUAUCCGCUGCGCACACUUUGUGCGACGUAAAGAAUGUGCAUACAGGGAAGGAAGGAAGGAAGGAAGGAGGGAAGGACAGAAGGGAAGAAGGAAGGGAGCGUCGAAACGUUUCAGGACGCGCAGCAAAAUUUUAAAAAAGGGUCAAAAUGUUGAUAUUGUGUUUGAAAAGGGAGGCGCUGAGCUCUCCUUUCCGCCCGAUUGGCCGGACUUGACAGUGAUUGACGUGCUUCCAUGGCAACCGCGCAGCCAAUCUGCCAAGUCCAAUAGGAAAUCAUCGGAGGGGGCUUGACUAGCUUUUUCUCUCCCCCCUCCUCACCCCUCCCUUAAAAAUACAUCUCAGCUCCGGCUUUAAUUCUUCCCUGCAUUCAGUCCCAGGCUACCUUGAAAAAUACACCGCCGCUCGGGCUUUAAAGGCUCCAGCAUCUUCGGUCAAGUUCAUCGCGGCGGAGUGAGGAUGCGGUAGCCGAGGCCCCGCGCAGCAUCGUCCCUCCUCAGCGGCGCUUCCCUCGGCUGCUCAGACGGGUUGGUCCACUAACUUUGGGAUUUGCCUUGGUUUUUCUUUUUUUCUUCUUAUUCUUCUUCUUUCUUUUUUCUUUUUGGGGUGCCUUGGAUUGCCUCGGCGCACGGAGAGAAGACGCGAGAAAGAAAGAGAGAGAGAGGAAAAGAGAGAGAGCGAGGGGAGGGGGAGAGUGGAAACCCAGGAGAAGCCUCCAUGUUUCAGCUGCCCAUCCUGAAUUUCAGCCCCCAGCAGGUCGCCGGGGUCUGCGAGACUCUGGAGGAGAGCGGCGACAUCGAGCGACUCGGCCGCUUCCUCUGGUCGCUGCCCGUCGCGCCGGCGGCCUGCGAGGUCCUCAACAAGAACGAGUCGGUGCUGAGGGCCCGGGCCGUGGUCGCCUUCCACACCGGCAAUUUCCGCGAACUCUACCACAUCCUGGAGAACCACAAGUUCACCAAAGAGUCGCACACGAAGCUGCAGGCGCUGUGGCUGGAAGCGCACUACCAGGAGGCUGAGAAGCUGCGGGGCCGCCCGCUGGGGCCCGUGGACAAAUACCGGGUCCGGAAGAAGUUCCCGCUGCCCAGAACCAUCUGGGACGGAGAGCAGAAGACCCACUGCUUCAAGGAGAGAACCCGGCACUUGUUGAGAGAGUGGUACCUGCAGGAUCCGUACCCGAACCCCAGUAAAAAGAGGGAGCUAGCACAGGCUACUGGACUCACACCCACACAGGUGGGAAACUGGUUUAAGAACCGGAGACAAAGAGACAGAGCGGCGGCUGCGAAGAACAGGCUACAGCAGCAGGUUCUCUCCGGCGGCUCGGUUCGCUCCUUGGCGGAUGAGGACGGCACGGUGGACCGCCUGGGGAACUCCUCCAGCCCGGAGGCCAGCCUGUCCAGCAAGGCGGCCGCCUCGGCCAUCUCCAUCACCUCCAGCGACAGCGAAUGUGACAUCUGAGCAGCGCGAACUGACCGAUUAAAGGGGGAAAAGACAAUCCAAUAAAACAAGUAACAGUGCCUGCGUCGAGUUAAAACACACACACACACACACACACACACACACACACACACACACUGACAUUUGACGGCUGCCAAAACAUGAGGGGACCCGCCAUUCGUGGGUGCCAUUUCAGGCCUAUACGUUUGUCUGCGUGGAAACUGGAACCGGACAUUUCACGGACUAAAAGCGCUUGAAGAUGAAAUUUUUUUUUAAAAAAGGGACAGAAAUAUAUUAAAAAAAGAAAGAAAGGAGGGAUGAAAGGAGGGAUGAGUGUCCAUCCAAACCGGCCUGACCUGCUGUUCUCUGUGGGUAUUUCAUGUUGAAAAGAAGAACUGUGAUAUUUUUACUUUAAAGUUUUAUAAAUAAUGUUUAUUUGCUUAUUUAAAACGAUCUGCUCUAUUGUCUCUUCGAGUUUCAUAUUCAUUUGCUUGGUGUUUUUAAUACAUACCUUGUACACAGGUGAACCUGUUGAGCAUGCGCGCUUUAGUGACGUUGUGUUUCAGUUUAAAAAAAGCAACAAAAAAAAAAGGUAAAGAUAACUUAAUAAAAUAACUGUUGACCAAGAAA
Molecule: messenger RNA, 2822 nt
Organism: Xiphophorus couchianus (Monterrey platyfish)
Lineage: Eukaryota; Metazoa; Chordata; Actinopteri; Cyprinodontiformes; Poeciliidae
Gene: six6a
Product: SIX homeobox 6a
Exons: 2
Coding region: 1476-2213 (245 amino acids)
Biological process (GO): regulation of transcription by RNA polymerase II; eye development
Cellular component (GO): transcription regulator complex; nucleus
Molecular function (GO): RNA polymerase II cis-regulatory region sequence-specific DNA binding; DNA-binding transcription factor activity, RNA polymerase II-specific
Source: RefSeq, a predicted model, not a curated record